UAGUUAGCAAGCUUGGAGCUAGUUAGCGGAAACAGACCGGCCUGACACCGAAACACAGCUAGCUAUACUAGCAAUCCUGGUUGUGAUAAAACUGUCACUGGAUUCAAAUUAGCAGGUUUAAAAGAAUACCAACCAUGUCUGAUGGAGAGGGUUACGUGGUGCGUGUGAGAGGCCUACCAUGGUCCUGCUCUGUGGAUGAAGUACAGAGGUUCUUCUCAGAUUGUAAAAUCGCCAACAAUGGCACCAGCAUCCAUUUUACCUCCACACGUGAGGGCCGACCCAGCGGAGAGGCUUUCGUUGAGCUGGAGAAUGAGGAUGACCUGAAGAUCGCUGUGAAGAAGAACAGAGAAACCAUGGGCCACAGAUAUGUUGAAGUGUUCAAAUCCAACAAUGUGGAAAUGGACUGGGUGAUGAAACAUUCUGGUCCAAACUGCCCAGAGACGACUGGAGACGGCCUGGUCAGGCUCCGAGGCCUCCCCUUCGGCUGCAGCAAGGAGGAGAUCGUCCAGUUCCUCUCAGGGUUGGAAAUCGUGCCAAAUGGGAUUACAUUGCCGCUGGACUUCCAGGGGAGGAGUACGGGGGAGGCCUUCGUGCAGUUUGCUUCACAGGAUAUAGCUGAAAAGGCUCUAAAGAAACACAAGGAAAGAAUAGGGCACAGGUACAUUGAGAUCUUCAAGAGCAGCCGUGCCGAGGUGAGGACCCACUACGAACCCCAGAGGAAACCUAUGGGGAUGCAGAGACCGGGGCCCUACGACAGACCGUCUGGGGGCCGUGGGUACAACAUGAUGGGGGGCCGAGGAGGGGGCUCUUACGACAGGGCUAGACGCGGAGGCUAUGGUGGAGGUGUGUCUGAUGGGAGGUACGGUGAUAGUAGCUCCUCCUUCCAGAGCACUACGGGUCACUGUGUUCACAUGAGGGGUCUGCCCUACAGAGCCACAGAGACCGACAUCUACAAUUUCUUUUCUCCUCUGAACCCAGUGAGAGUGCAUGUAGAGAUCGGUCCUGACGGCAGAGUGACAGGAGAGGCUGACGUGGAGUUUGCUACACAUGAGGACGCUGUGGCAGCCAUGUCGAAGGACAAGGCCAACAUGCAGCACCGCUAUGUGGAGCUAUUCCUGAACUCUACAGCAGGGGGCAGUAAUGGCUCGUAUGGCAGUCCGAUGCAGGGGGGUAUGGGGAGCCAGUCCUCCUAUAGCAGUGGAGGGCUGAGCUCUGGAUACUCUGGAGGCUACAGCGGCCAGGGCAGCAUGGGAGGUUACAGUGAUUAUAGUAACCAGGACGGUAUGAGCAGCAGUUACUAUGGCGGCGGCGGAGGAGGCAGGAGUUCCAAUGGCCUGGGGUCAGGAUGGGGGAUGUAGUUCUUUAACCCAGCAUGUGUUUGGCUGGAAUGACUGAAUUGUAGUUCUCACCUGGUCUUUUGGAUGGGUAUUGUAGUUCUGAGCCGAUUUAUAGUGAGGGUUGGGAAAUGUUUUGUUUUAUGCUGAUUGUAUUCAUGAUUGAGGCUCCUUUGAAGUUAGGUUGGUAGAAAUUAGACUUUUUGUUUCCAUCCUCUCCUACUGUUGUUAAUGACAUGACUGCAGCAAUACAAACUGUACGGUACUGUUGGAACACAAACUAUGACCAUGGGCGGAUUGGUUGUUUCAUCAUCGUUACCAGGAAGUGUGUGUUGUUUUGGUUGUGGAGAAAUCCUGCACGGAGCCUUCACCGUACGCUGCCAUCUAACAAUACCGCUACAUGGUGUUUAACGAAGAUUCAAAACAACCAACUGUGAUUAUGACCCAGUCUGUUUCUGUUACCCACAGUAGCUCACCUUACGUUGACCAUGAAGUGACUGACUGCAGGGUUGGGGUAAAUUCGAUUUAAAUUCCAGUCAAUGCAGAAAGUAAACCAAAUUCCAAUUGUACAUUUUCAUAAUUGAAAAGCGUUGAAUGUAAUUGACCCCACCUGACUGUUAUAUCUCAGUGUAUGAACCAACACACUUCUGUAAAUAGUAUUCUAGAUGUUGCUAGUCUUUUCUCCAGUAGCUGCAAAAAUAUCUAGCCUUUCUGUCAAAGUCUGAAACAAUGUUAAAAUAAUGGUGUGUGUAGUUGACAUUUUACAUGGUGAACAAAGAGCAUGUUUGAGUUUGUUUUAUAUUGAAGUGAUUGUUAUGGGAGGGGUUGGGGGGGGAAUUCUCCAUGAGGGAUGGAUACUUUACUUAUUUAGUUGGCAAACAAACCUUACGUUUUUCUGUUAAAGGUUUCUUUCUACUGCCUAUGCAGAUUUUUUUUUUUUUUUAAGGUGCACAAGAGUGAAUACAAUUUUAAGCUGGA
Messenger RNA from Coregonus clupeaformis (lake whitefish), 2312 nucleotides. Its product is annotated as heterogeneous nuclear ribonucleoprotein H. Gene Ontology annotation, cellular component: ribonucleoprotein complex; nucleoplasm. The transcript has 10 exons. Lineage: Eukaryota; Metazoa; Chordata; Actinopteri; Salmoniformes; Salmonidae. Gene Ontology annotation, biological process: regulation of RNA splicing. Gene Ontology annotation, molecular function: RNA binding. The record is from RefSeq and is a predicted model, not a curated record. Bases 135 to 1358 code for a protein of 407 amino acids.